CGCUCUGCGCUUUCACUGCCGUUUUUUCCAGUAAAAUUAAAAUGUGACGCUCCGACGGAACGUCGUCAUACUUAAUGCAGUUAUUCGAGAGAUCAUAUGCCCAGUAUAAAGUGCAAACUGAUCUUUGAUUAUUGCUCGUUUAGGUAUUAAUUGGAAAGCUUUAAUGGCACACGCUCGUUUUACGGUUUUUCAACAUUAGAAUUGCAAUGUCCGAUUAUCGGUUAAAUUGACCAUUAAGAGAAAGCACCGCAGUAGAGACCGUAACUCGUUACGAUGUCUUUGGUAAAGUGCUGUUUCGAUGCUCCGGAAUUGUCGGAUAUCGUCGAUACGUUCAUUCAGAAAUGCACCGACCCUGGCUGUUGCUGUGGAUGUUGUAGUGCGUUUAGGCCCCGCUACAAAAGAUUAGUCGACAAUAUUUUCCCAGUGAACCCUCAAGAUGGGCUCGUCAAAUCGAAUAUGGAAAAGCUUACUUAUUAUUCCCUUAGCUCACCCGAAAAAUUGGACAGAAUUGGAGAGUAUUUAUAUCAAAAGGCAGCUAGGGAUAUCUACAGAAAGAAAUAUGAGUUCGUUAUAAUUGCGAUGGAGGCGAUGGAUCAACUACUGCUUGCUUGUCAUGCACCAACUCUCAAUCUGUUCGUCGAGAGUUUCCUGAAAAUGGUGCAAAAACUUCUCGAAUCCACCGAACCCAAGCUUCAAAUACUCGCAACACAAUCAUUCGUUAAAUUUGCAAACAUCGAAGAGGACACACCGUCUUAUCACAGAAGAUACGAUUUCUUCGUGAGCAAAUUCUCGGCCAUGUGUCACAGCGGCGACGAACCAGAAAUUCGAAACAAAAUUCGAAUAGCGGGGAUCAAAGGAUUACAGGCCGUAGUUAGAAAAACCGUCUCCGACGACCUGGUGGAGAAUAUCUGGGAACCGGUUCACAUGGACAAAAUUGUUCCCAGUUUGUUAUUUAAUAUGCAGGAUUCAGGUUUUCACACCAAGGAAUCGGGAAUAACAGAUAUAACGCCAGAAGAUACAGCUGACCCUCCCAUGUUGGCCGAAACGUGCAUGAGAGAAUUGGUCGGAAAAGCUUCCUUCGGUCAUAUUCGGGCAGUUCUUCAACCAGUCCUCAGGCAUUUCGAUCUACAUGAGUUAUGGGUCCCAAAUCAGUUUGCAAUCCACACGUUCCGCAUCAUAAUGUUUUCCAUACAGGCUCAGUACUCAUAUACUAUUGUAGAAACUCUAAUGGCACAUCUGGAUGAAAAUGCUAAAUCUAGUCCUACAACCAGAACCAACAUUGCCGGAGUUCUGUCAAAAAUCAUUGCGAUAGCUGCAGGAGAAAGUGUCGGUCCGUCAGUUCUUGAAAUUAUUAAUUCAUUACUUAGUCACCUAAGAGAUUCUGUACGAGUAGGAGCUAGUCAAUCGGAUGAAAAACAAUAUCAGGAAGCACUUAUAAAUGCACUAGGCGAAUUUGCCAAUCAUCUUCCUGAUUAUCAAAAGAUCGAGAUUAUGAUGUUUAUAAUGAGCAAAAUUCCUUUCCCCUUGGUGGACAAUCAAACUCCUGCUGACAAUUUGUUGCAAAAUAUUUUAUUAAAAAGUUUAUUGAAGGUCGGCACCAAGUAUCAAACGAUUCAUUUAAAUACCACAUUCCCAUUGUCGUUCCUAGAACCAUUAUUGAGAAUGUCGUUAGCUCCAGAUCCGGAUAUGAGAUUACUGGUACAAAAGAUUUUACAUACAUUAAUUGAUAGACAUCAUAAUUUGGAGAAGCUCAACAAACCCACGGUGAACGUUAGUGAACUCGAAUUGACUUUAGAAAAAUCGUCUCGUCCUGACUUAAUAUUCAUCAACAAACACGGUCCUACUAUCUAUGACGCCCUCUACACAAGUUUACAAAUGGAAAGCAAUACUCCAGAUAAUAUAGAAGCAGUAUACACUACAUUGGCACUUCUGUGCGUUGAACUGGCAAGCGCCGAAACUGUUAUUGAUUUGUUGCAAUUGUUACUUGGAAUUCAAUGUCUAGCUCUUAACAGUACGACGCUGACCACCGCGCAGAAAUUCAACCUCCACGCUCUCGUCAUCGGUCUUCUUGUCCUCAUACCUACAGUGGUGUGUAUUCAGCCCCUUUCAGACUAUGCCAAUCAAAUCGUGAUUAAUCGACGAAACGAGGCACCUCAUUUACUACCAGAAAUGAUGUCAAUGCACUACGGUAAUUCAUUGGAAGCGGCCAACAAACUUCCGCACUUAAUGGUUGAUCAAAUGGCUGUUUGUGAUUAUCUGAAAAGUGGCGGAAUUGAUCCCUCCCGCCUGGCCCAGACCUCACCUUACGGUGCUGGAGGACCCGGGUUGUUGUCCGCUCCUCACCGUCACAGCUGGAUGGAGAACUGCACUAGGGGUAGCAUCGUAGAACUGCCAGCCACGGAAGUGGACAGUGCUGCAAGUUCUCCAGGUGUUCAACGGGCUGCCUUUUCGUCCAGACGAGUAGUGGUACUUAACCCAAUUGAGAAAAUGCCUGAGGAAGAUUUAACAUUUGAAAGUAUGAAAAAAGUUUUGACAGAACCUCCAGAGGUGCGUAAAGAAGCAGAAGCCGAGAGAAGAAAGCAGUUAAGUCAUACAUUCAGAACGGCAACGUUCUCGGAACUAGUACGUAGGACACAACCGAAACAUGACGUUCUACAAAGCAAACUCAACGAGAUCUUCAAGUCACUGAGUGUUAGCGAGCAUUCCUCCGAAGAAAAACUUACAGAAAAACCCACGUAUGAGCAAAACUUUCCAGAGUUAUUCUUUUAUUAAGCUAAUCCAUGCUGUUUGUUGUCUUUAUAGUGUUAAGGUUAUCUAAUAUACCUAUAAUCUUGAUUUUCCUGUUAACAUAAAGUGAUGGUCCUUUCCAGGUAUGUAAAAUAAUUUGUUCAAGUAAAUAGUUGUGUUAUCUAUUUUUCUAGGAAAAUUAUAUGACAUAUUUUAAUAUUUUGUUGCGUCCUGAGAAUUAAACUUUAUUAAAGUUGA
Messenger RNA from Aethina tumida (small hive beetle), 2985 nucleotides. RefSeq names its product protein EFR3 homolog cmp44E (gene stmA). The record is from RefSeq and is a predicted model, not a curated record. NCBI's taxonomy places the organism in Eukaryota, Metazoa, Arthropoda, Insecta, Coleoptera, Nitidulidae. The transcript has 13 exons. Gene Ontology annotation, biological process: protein localization to plasma membrane. Gene Ontology annotation, cellular component: plasma membrane. Bases 274 to 2772 code for a protein of 832 amino acids.